Messenger RNA from Meloidogyne enterolobii, 884 nucleotides. The record is from the annotation of a GenBank genome assembly. NCBI's taxonomy places the organism in Eukaryota, Metazoa, Nematoda, Chromadorea, Rhabditida, Meloidogynidae.
UUCAAAAUCGGCAUCUUUAUUAAAUUUUCAACAACAAUCUUCUAAUUAUUAUUAUGCCAGAAAAUUUAUACAAUCUUCCUCAAAUAUGACUACAAUACGUCCAUUUGAACCAAGCGAUUUAUUCAGAUUUAAUAAUGUAAACCUCGAUCCGCUUACAGAAACGUAUGGGUUGCCUUUCUACAUGCAAUAUUUAAUCAAUUGGCCCGAAUAUUUUCAUGUUGCAGAACACCCAACUGGUCAAAUUAUGGGAUAUAUUAUGGGAAAAGCAGAAGGCAGAGGACAAGAAUGGCAUGGGCAUGUAACAGCUGUGACAGUUGCAUCAGAUUUUCGAAGGAUGGGAUUGGCAGCCAAAUUUAUGAAAUUAUUGGAGGAAAUUUCUGAAGAAAAACAUUGCUAUUUUGUUGAUUUGUUUGUACGCGUUUCAAAUCGUACAGCAAUCAAAAUGUAUGAAAAUUUGGGAUAUACAGUGUUUAGACAAAUUACUGAUUAUUAUUCUGCUACAGAUGAUGGAAAAACUGAUGAGGAUGCGUUUGAUAUGAGAAAAGCACUUUCUUGGGAUGUUGGGAAGAAGUCUGUAAUACCCUUAAAAACGCCCGUGCAUUUUAGUGAAGUUGAAGAAGCUCAUUGAAGUAUAAUUAUUUUAGUGUUAGUUUAUUUUUUCUGAAUUAUUUUCUUAUUUAUUAUUUUUCCUCUAUUUUUCCUUUAUUAUCUUUUACCCUUAAAUUUUUUUUCAGAAAAAAAAUAAAUUUUUUUUUUGAUUGCCUGUCCUCGUUGUACCUCCUAGGGAUGGGUCGGGUUACCCGAAACCUGGAAUUUUUCAUUGAAAUUUUUUUCAUAUACGGAAGAAAUGUGGCUUAUUGACCUUUUAAAAGUUCGCAAAAUUU